Molecule: messenger RNA, 1985 nt
Organism: Aspergillus uvarum CBS 121591
Lineage: Eukaryota; Fungi; Ascomycota; Eurotiomycetes; Eurotiales; Aspergillaceae
Product: AAR2 splicing factor family protein
Exons: 1
Coding region: 337-1830 (497 amino acids)
Biological process (GO): spliceosomal tri-snRNP complex assembly
Source: RefSeq, a predicted model, not a curated record
CAACUCAACCAGCUCCCCCCCCAAAAAAACUCUUCUUGGUCAGACUAUCACGAGAGGGAUUAGGAGAGAGUCCACGCACUGUACUGAUUCAGCCUGCCUGUCCCCCGCCUAACGCUCAAACUUGACGUCAAUCCAACAAAGUGCGCGUGGGCACGCGACCCCUCCCAAAAACUUCACUUCUCUAUCCUCUACAAGCCCACCAGCUCUCGCCGAAUUCCCUUCCCCACCCAAUCCAGUCAAUAAACCUCCUACAACCAUCUCCAACAUCCCCAGAUAAUCUCCCUCAAGCGAAUCGCUUACCAACCCCCACCCGCGAAAAACAAGAAACACUACACAAUGACCACGGCAUCCCCCACCAUCCUCCUCCCCCACCUUCCCCCAAAGACCCUCGUCGGCAUCGACCUGCUCACCUUUACCUCGACCGCCAACUUCCACGGCAUCCGCGACCUUCCCUCGGGGUGGCACUUCCUCUACACCGGCACGACUGAAAGUCUCUCCCUCCGCAGCGGAAGCUGGUUCUACGUUGGGGCCCUCGCCGCCGCCGCGGCUGAUACGAAUCCCGGCGCACUCGUCUCUUUUCAGGCACAACAACAACAACAACGACAACCAAAUGGUCAAGACAUCAUCGUUUGGAAAUGGGAUACGGAGAGUGAAACCCUCGCGCCGUUGAGCGCCGAGAGCGAUGCCGAUCGGCAGGAGGCGAUGCGGCAGAAGGCGAAUCUGGGGGCGGUCUAUCGGCGCGGCGGGUUGUUUCGGUAUCGGAGUCGGGUGACGGGGGCGAUGUUGGCGAUGCAGCAACAGAAGCUGCAGCGGGUGGUGCGGUUUGAAGAAGAUGAGGUAGACGGGGAGGAGGAGGAUGAGGAGGAGCAGGAUGGGAGGAGGGAUUGGCUAGGUUUGACGGAUAGGAUUACGGCCGGGUUGUUGGAUCGGAUCGUCGGGGUUCCUGUUGUGGAUGUGGAUGGGAGGGCUAGGUGGAUGGUUACCUCGGCGAGUUCCGCGCUGAGGGAUAGUGAUGCUAUUCCUGGGUUGACGGUGGAGGCAGAAGAAGAAGGCGGGGAGCAGAGGUUGGAUGAGGGUGCGAUUGAGAGGGUUACCGGGGAGAAGGAAAGGGAGUUCUCGUUUGUUCCGAUCGAUCUGAAGAGGACGUGGAGGGAGGGUGCGAUUGGGAGGGAAAGGACCGAGGCCGCCCAGGAUCGUUCAUGGGCUUUGGGGGACUUGAUUGACAGGGUUUCAUCGGGGUCAGGGGCCCAGGAUGCUGGGAGUGAUCGGGAGAGGGAGAGGGUUGGGGAAGGCCAGUUGCUCGGCGAGCUGCAGUUCUCUUUCUUGAUGAUCCUGACUCUGAUGAAUUACUCGUGUCUGCAGCAGUGGAAGCGCUUGCUGGAGCUAGUUCUCACCUGUCGAAGUGCGAUCCGUGAGCGGGAGGCGUUCAUGAGCGAUCUGCUCCGCUUGCUCUUGCUGCAGCUGCGUCGCUGUGACGAUGUAGAGGGGGGGUUGUUUGACCUCGAUGGAGAAGAAGGCGGCGCGUUCUUGCGGAAGCUGCUGAUGAAGUUCCGGAAGUCGCUCUAUGAGGUUCUCGAAGGCACAGACUCCCAGGUGAAGACAGAGUUCGAAAAACUCGAAGCUUUCGUCAAAGAAGAGUAUGAUUGGGAGCUCAAUCGCGACGUCAUUCUUCGACGAGGUAUGGUUCAACUGGAGGAUGGUGAGCAGGUUGAGCUGGAGGUGGAGGGUGACAAUGAAGAAGAGGAGCUUGGAGAAUACGCGCCUAUGGUUGUGGACCUUGGAGAGGGUACUGGAAUGGACGAUAGCGAUUCUAGUGAGAACCUGAAUUAGCAGCUGGGGCUGUUGGAUGGUCCAUGGCCAAUGUAAAUCCAGUGGAUAGCAUGUACUGUAUACAUCCUACCACGGGAGAUGUAUUCGAUAAUGAAUAGUUGACACGAGGUUAUGAAACAGAAAGUCGAAUCGAAGGGUUCUGAACUACAAGAGGA